AUGGAGUGUGAGGCGUUUUACGUCUUCUGGGCUGAAAUAGGGAGACGGAUGAAUAUGCGAGAUAUCCCCCAGUCUCGCGAAGAAAUGAUAGAAUGGAGUCGGGACUACGAGGUGAAGAAUAUGAUUCCAGCUGAGACUAAUAAAGAGGUCGCAGAGUAUACCAUGGCGGAGCUUCUCUCCGCUGUUCCGACACGUUUCGGCCUCCGGAGUUUCGCUGUCACAAGGGUGGCGCUUUGUUUGCUUGAAGAUAGGGUGAGGGUUGGGAUGAUGCAACCUGCUCAGCCAUGGUUCUUCCACGCAUUAACGCAUGGCGUCAUGGCGAUGAACUGGACUGCACAACGCUGGUUCCUCCUUCCCAGGAUAUACCCCUCUUUUCCAGUUAAGAUUGAUCUACCCAAGGCAACCGGGGAGAGGUGUCCAAAGCUGCAUCCAAACAAAUGGCAAUAUCGUCCGUGGUACAGACCCGAGAGCACCGGUUUGGGCUACCUUCAAAAUAAGUUUCUGGUGGCCAUUGGGUGGUAUAGCGAGAUGCCAGGACCUCACUUGAAGAGCUCAGGCUAUCGUUUGGAGGAAAUGGGCCCUUUCAAAUUUGAAAAUUCUGCGCAUGAGGAAGUUAUGCAGAAGGCUGCUGAGCUUCAGGGUUGCCCCGUCGCUGGGCCAUGGUCGUUGGAAGGACGUUGUGGUGAGGAGCCUUCCCCUUGAGCAUCAGCGACAUUGUGGUUAUUCUGAUUUCAUGUGAACGGCAGUGGAUUAAAUUCGUAGUUCUUAGCAUUUACAGACGUUACUUCGAGAUCUAAUUGGAAUAAAUAAUGUUUGGUUGCAUCCUUGAGACUGCCG
This is a messenger RNA of Laccaria bicolor S238N-H82, 837 nucleotides long. RefSeq lists its product as uncharacterized. Gene Ontology annotation, molecular function: oxidoreductase activity. Bases 1 to 702 code for a protein of 233 amino acids. NCBI's taxonomy places the organism in Eukaryota, Fungi, Basidiomycota, Agaricomycetes, Agaricales, Hydnangiaceae. The transcript has 7 exons. The record is from RefSeq and is a predicted model, not a curated record.